AUGUGGCUCAAAAUCUACCUACUCUCGAUCCUGGCCAUCUCCGUGUUCACGUUUGUGUUCUUGUUCGGCGCGUUGCCUCAAUUCGAGGACACUGCGGUCUGGAAGUUCCGAAAAUGGCUCAGCAACCGUCCGGCAGCCAUCAGAUCGUGGGACUCAAAGUACUGUGGGGGCCGUCUCUCGGUAGUGGGCGACUUCUGCGGCUCUGUGGUUGCUCCCGCAGCUCCAUGGUCCGUGCCCAUUCUCUACUGCGCCUUCACGACCUACAUGUUCUCUGCCUACUAUGAAGAUUUGCAUCCGUUCAUCGCAGAAAAUCACUGGUAUUACGCGUGGCUGGCGCCUGUGGCCUACACGAUUCUGGUUGUAUCUUUUGUACUUGCCACCUUCUCGGACCCCGGCAAAAUCACCAAACAAAACCACGCCCUGCUGCUCAACCAGUUCAGGUUUGACAACCUCAUGUUCCUGGAAGACACAGAAUGUAGCACGUGCAAGUUCACCAAGCCUGCAAGAUCCAAGCACGACCGGUUCACCAACAAGUGCGUUGCCAAGUUCGACCACUAUUGUCUCUGGAUCAACAACACGGUGGGUCUGUACAACUACAGAUGGUUCCUCUUCUUCCUGCUGGGCAAUGUCUGGACCCUGUGUUGGGGAGCUCUUCUGGCAGGCCUCAAAAUGAUUGUCAUGGUGGCCGCGGAGUACAAGGACCAUCCCAAACCGCUGCCAAGUAUCUUUUCGCAAUGGUGGCAGGUCAUGAUCACCAAUGAGAACAAACGGGUGGGGAUUAUCUUUCUGCUGUCGGUGUCUACCGGUGCUCUAGCCUGUGCCUUCACAGCGAUGCAUUUCUACUAUAUUUACCUUGGAGCCACCACCAAUGAAACGGAUAAAUGGGGCGAUAUCCAUGCUGCCAUUUCCGAGGGCAGUGUAUGGAUGUUUCAGAAGCCGGGUUUCAAGCUUGAUCGAAGCAUUUUGUUGCAGAAAGACGAGGAGGGACGACCGAACAGAUCUCUGACAGCGGAGGAGCGGGAGUACGUUGCCCAGAAUGGUCUCGCCUUGACCUUGCUGACGGACCAUAAACCGAUUGUUAACAUCUACGACAAGGGGUUUUUGAACAACUUGAAGGCAGUGAUGUUUCCGAACAGCGCUUAUUAG
Yarrowia lipolytica CLIB122 is the source of this 1146-nucleotide messenger RNA. RefSeq lists its product as uncharacterized. NCBI's taxonomy places the organism in Eukaryota, Fungi, Ascomycota, Dipodascomycetes, Dipodascales. Gene Ontology annotation, molecular function: protein-cysteine S-palmitoyltransferase activity. The record is from RefSeq and is a predicted model, not a curated record. Gene Ontology annotation, biological process: peptidyl-L-cysteine S-palmitoylation; protein targeting to membrane. Gene Ontology annotation, cellular component: Golgi apparatus; endoplasmic reticulum.